AUGGAGGACCUCAUUGCUGUACUCACGAGCUGGUCUGUGCAAUUUAUUGCAGCACUGGUUUUCCUGUACGUCCUGCUGAAGGUUUUCAAGAGAGUAAGAUAUGCAGGCGGGAAACGACCUCCUGGGCCCCCAUCGUUGCCAUUAAUUGGCCAUUUCCAUCACCUUUUAUUCGGGUUGCCACACCACUCCAGCGCCAAAAUCGCUGAAAAAUAUGGACUCAUAGUGUGGCUGGAACUGGGAGCUGUACGUGUUGUGGUUGUAACUUAUUCAGAUAUCGCCAGAGAGGUUUUGAAGACUCAAGAUCACAUAUUUGCAUCUCGCCGUCCGUUGAUUAUGGCAGACAUGGUGUUCAAGAGAGGUCAGAAUCUAGGAUUGAGUCCUUGGGAUGACCACUUUCGUCUCUUUCGGAAAAUUUUUACCACAGAACUUCUUUCACAAAAUCGGAUCGACUCAUCUAAGGAUUUUAGGCGACAGAUGACUCUCAGAACUUUGCGGACUGCAUUCGAGGAGGGUCAUGGGAAUCGUUACAUAAAUUUAGCUGAUUUAUCGCACAACCAGUUUUUAUAUUUGACUACUCGAAUGUUAUUUCGAACGGAUGGACAUGCUCAGAACAAGGACCUUCUGGAAAUAACCCAUGAUUUCAUAAGUGCAGGAGGGCUCGUAAUAGAAGAUUUCUUCCCUUUGCUUAAAUCACUUGAUCUGAGCGGACAAGUUAGAAGACUGAAAAAUAUUGGUGAAAGAUAUUUCAAAAUUAUGGAUUCCAUCAUCGACAACCGCCUGAAGGAAAACUCCAACUCGAAGUCGAAUACUGAAGAAGACUUCUUGGACGUGCUGUUAGCUACGAGCACUUUUUCACGUGUUCAAGUCCAACUACUUCUUCUGGGCAUCAUCGUUGGUGGAACUGAUACCAGCGCUGAUUCGAUUGUUUGGGCAAUCACUGAGCUUCUGUGGCAUCCCAACAUUAUGGAAAGACUUCAAAGAGAGCUCGACGAUGUGAUCGGUAAAGAAAGGCUGGUUGAAAAAGCAGACCUCAACAACCUGGAGUAUCUGCAGGCAGUGGUGAAGGAAACACUACGGCUGCACCCAGUCGCUGGUUUGGGAGUUCCUCAUUAUUCGACAGAGGCAACGAAAGUAGCAGGACACAAUAUCCCUGCCAACACCUGGGUUAUACUGAACAUUUAUGCCAUUGGCAGAGAUCCUCAGGAUUGGGAAAAUCCUCUGAAGUUUGAUACUUCAAGAUUCUUAAACAGCCCUGUAGAUGUGCGAGGGCACCAUUACGAGGUUCUGCCAUUCGGUGCUGGGAGAAGGAGGUGUGUGGGCAUGAACUUGGCGCUCGUCUGUGUGGCAUACAUCGCGCAGCUGAUUCAUGCGUGUACAAUCUCCCUGCCCGAAGGCUUGACUCAUCUGGACGUAGAUGUCGAAGAGAAGUUCACACUCACCGUAGCGAGGCGGGAUCCUCUGAAUCUACUCAUGAAGAGGCGACUGCCUUUGGACGUCUACCGUAAGGCAGGAUUGCAAUUUUCUGACGUGUAA
Marchantia polymorpha subsp. ruderalis is the source of this 1533-nucleotide messenger RNA. The record is from the annotation of a GenBank genome assembly. Lineage: Eukaryota; Viridiplantae; Streptophyta; Marchantiopsida; Marchantiales; Marchantiaceae.